Chanos chanos (milkfish) is the source of this 1896-nucleotide messenger RNA. RefSeq names its product solute carrier family 2 member 13b (gene slc2a13b). Lineage: Eukaryota; Metazoa; Chordata; Actinopteri; Gonorynchiformes; Chanidae. Gene Ontology annotation, biological process: myo-inositol transport; transmembrane transport. Gene Ontology annotation, molecular function: myo-inositol:proton symporter activity. The transcript has 10 exons. Bases 1 to 1896 code for a protein of 631 amino acids. Gene Ontology annotation, cellular component: apical plasma membrane. The record is from RefSeq and is a predicted model, not a curated record.
AUGACCCAUCACUUAGGUGACAAUGAGUAUAAACUACGUAGUAUGGACGAGGUGAUUGGUGAAAGGGGAAAGGUGGAAGAUGAGCGUAGUCUCAUCAGAGCGCCAUCCAGGUCGAGCGUCAAGAGUCCAACAAAUGCUGAGGCCACUACCGGAGAUCCCACUUUAUCCUCUCGGCGGACUUCUCACCAAGAUGUCACACCGGGGUUCGUGUAUAUCCUUGCCUUUUUCUCCGCCCUCGGUGGCUUCCUCUUUGGCUAUGACACCGGGGUGGUGUCGGGUGCGAUGCUUCUACUUAAGAAAGAGAUGAACUUGAGCGCGUUUUGGCAGGAGCUUCUGGUAUCCAGCACUGUGGGAGCCGCCGCGGUGUCCGCUUUGGCAGGCGGCUAUCUGAACGGGCAUUUCGGACGGAGGAAAUGCAUCCUGCUGGCUAGUUUCAUCUUCUCGGCGGGUGGACUCAUCUUAAGCUUGGCCCCCACCAAAGAGGUCCUUCUUUGUGGUAGAAUCAUCGUCGGUCUUGGUUUGGGCAUUGCCUCAAUGACUGUACCAGUCUACAUAGCUGAGGUCUCUCCUCCUCAGCGUCGGGGUCAGCUGGUCACCAUCAACACACUCUUCAUCACUGGUGGUCAGUUCAUUGCCAGCUUAGUGGAUGGAGGUUUCAGCUAUCUGCAGAAGGACGGGUGGAGGUACAUGCUGGGCUUGUCUGUGGUUCCCGCUCUGCUGCAGUUCGCAGGGUUCCUCUGUUUGCCUGAGAGUCCUCGCUGGCUCCUGCAGAAAGGUUUUACCCAGAAGGCUCGGCAGGUACUCAGUCAAAUGCGGGGCUCUGAGAAUAUCGAUGAAGAGUACGACAGCAUCAUGACUAACAUAGAGGAAGAGGAGAGAGACUCGGAUGGUGGUGUGGUGAUCUGGCGUAUUGUGAAGUGUGCUCCCACACGCCGGGCUCUCAUUGUGGGCUGUGGCCUACAGAUGUUCCAGCAGCUCUCGGGAAUCAACACUGUCAUGUACUACAGCGCCACCAUCCUGCAGAUGUCGGGGGUGCGGGAUGAUAAGAUGGCCAUUUGGCUGGCGGCUGCCACCGCUUUCACCAACUUCCUCUUCACGCUGGUCGGGGUGUGGCUCGUGGAACGGGUGGGGCGCAGGAAGCUGACAUUGGGCAGCAUCGUUGGUACCGGUCUAAGUCUUAUGGUUCUGGCUGUUGGAUUCUUGCUCUCUGCUCAGGCCUCCCCUCCAGUGACCUUUCACCCCAGUGACCCGAACUUGUUGAACUCCACCUGUGUGCGUUAUGGGGUGUGUGAGCCCUGCAUGCUGGACCCAGACUGUGGAUUCUGUUACCGUGAGAACGCCACAGCCAUCUUUGACUCCUCCUGCGUCCCUGUCAAUCAAGCCAAUACAGAGGAGGCUAUCUGGGGCAGGUGUUCUAACGGCACCAAUGAGGUGACAGGUGCAUUCUGGGCCUAUAACUACUGCCCCACAUCUUACUCGUGGAUCGUUUUGUUAGGUCUGAUCCUCUAUCUGGCCUUUUUUGCCCCAGGUAUGGGCCCCAUGCCGUGGACGGUAAACUCUGAGAUUUAUCCCCUGUGGGCCAGGAGCACAGGGAACGCCUGUUCGGCGGGCGUCAACUGGAUCUUCAACGUCCUCGUCUCCCUCACCUUCCUGCACGUCGCCCAGUACCUCACCUACUACGGUGCGUUCUUUAUGUACUCGGGCCUGGCUCUGCUCGGGUUCCUGUUCGUUUUCGGCUGUCUGCCGGAGACCAAGGGCUGCAGGCUGGAGGAGAUCGAGUCCUUGUUCUCACAGCGUCUAUGUACCUGCGGUGCCUCCGAUGGCCAAAGUGUGCAUUACAUCAGGGUAAAAGGAGGAAACUAUCGCUCUGAGGAAGAUGUCUCUGAUGAAGAGUAG